This is a messenger RNA of Penicillium taxi, 1551 nucleotides long. Its product is annotated as Carboxylesterase type B. The record is from RefSeq and is a predicted model, not a curated record. The transcript is spliced from 4 exons. The coding region runs from base 1 to 1551 and encodes 516 amino acids. NCBI's taxonomy places the organism in Eukaryota, Fungi, Ascomycota, Eurotiomycetes, Eurotiales, Aspergillaceae.
AUGCUCAAAUUCCAGGACGUUUCAGACGGCCUCAAUCAGCACCAUCGCCAUGGCCAGAGCGUCGUUGGGAUGGUACAAAAUUUGGGCCAUUCCAUCCUCAGCCCCCUCGAGACUUUUAUCCUAUUCCUGUACCCGAACGACCAUGGUGUUCCUUUUCCGCCAGACUCUCCUGACCUGGAAAAGAAGCUUCCGGUUAUGGUUUUCCUACACGGAGGUGCUUUCACUUAUGCUGCUGGAUCCGCUGGAAUGUACGAUGGGAGAGUCUUGGCUGAUAUCUCGCGUGAUGAUGAGAAGACUCCAACUAUAAUCGUAACCCUCAAUUACCGAUUGGGUGUUUUAGGGUUUCUUGCAAGCGAAGAGAUCAGAGAGUACAACAAGAGUCACGGAGAAGAUGGGGUUGGAAACUAUGGCCUCUGGGACCAGGUGGAGGCCCUGCGGUGGAUUCAGAAACAUAUUAGUGCUUUCGGUGGCGACCCUGACCGAGUGACCCUCUUUGGCCAGAGUGCCGGUGGAGUGGCAACUAAUAUUCAUCUUCUUCGGGACGAGCCUCUAUUCUCAGGAGCUAUCUUGCAGUCUGGACUACUUCCACUGUGCGGUAUCAUGACUGUGGAACAGUACCAGGUCAUCUACGAGAAGACACUACAAGUCUUGGGUAUUUCGUCAGACCUUCCACCCAAAGAAAGACUCGAGCAACUGCUCAAGGUUGACGAGUCCCGUAUAACUGCUUCCAUGGUUGAUGUUUUUAUGACCCCCGUGGUGACUCUUGCACCUUGCGACGAUCAUUUCUUGAUCAAUGGUCCCAUGCCAUCCUGGAGCGAUUUCGGUAAUUUUAAGACUCCUUCAUGGUGCAAAAGAAUCAUGAUUGGAGACGCCAAGAAUGAAUGCAUUAUUUGGAACAAGGCAUACCGAGAUAUUCCAUCCUCCAAUCUUCUCUCACGGUGUGAAUCCGUGGUAGGACUGGAGACUGCACAGAAACUGCUUGAUAUCUACAACAUCACACCAACAAUGUCCCCUACUGAGACGUUCUAUGCUAUUGAGAAGUUCACCACAGACGGAAUGUAUCUGGCUAUUAAUUAUGAUGCUAUGCGCGCAGCCCCUGAGUGUUUUGCAUACCAUUUCGAUGAGCCUUCACCGUACGACAAUGAGUGGGGUGGUCUGGCGCAUCAUAGUUUUGAAAACAUCUUUAUCUGGAGUGUUUUACGACACACACUGCCACCUUCUCAACAAGAGCAAUCAAAGAGGAUGGCAGCACUGUGGCUAAAAUUUGGUCAGGGCCAGGAUCCUUGGCCGAAAUUCGGCAAGAAUGAAAAUAUCAUGAUCUUUGAAAACGGUCAAGCUAAUUUAAAGACACCGACUGAAGAUGCAGAGCGAGGUUAUGGGAAGUGGUCUCAAAUCCAGAAAGAGGGCCUCCAGGAAGAAUUUGGAAAGCUGGCAGACGACCUGUGUAUCUUGCGAGGUGAUCUGUUGAACCCUGAUGUGCAGCCAAUCCCUGUUGCUGUUUCCGAUAUCGUUCCCAUUGCUCGCAGGACAGGAGAGGUUGGCAUUUUGUAA